Messenger RNA from Physeter macrocephalus (sperm whale), 3822 nucleotides. It is a transcript of the gene DENND2A, whose product is annotated as DENN domain containing 2A. Gene Ontology annotation, cellular component: actin cytoskeleton. Gene Ontology annotation, biological process: retrograde transport, endosome to Golgi. The record is from RefSeq and is a predicted model, not a curated record. The transcript has 14 exons. NCBI's taxonomy places the organism in Eukaryota, Metazoa, Chordata, Mammalia, Artiodactyla, Physeteridae. Bases 102 to 2792 code for a protein of 896 amino acids.
CCACCCAACAGAGGGACUCCCAGGCACCACUGCCUGUUUAAUGAUGGGAGGCAAGUCAGUGGCUGGAACUGAGGCGACUUGGAGCUCCUCUUGGUGCUGACAUGAUGACAGUGUGCAGGCCAGCCAAGGGCAGCCACAGCCAGACUGAAAACCUGGGCCACAAAUUGGAUGACAAGGUCAAGGUGGAAGGUCCAAAGCCUGGAGAAGACUCUCAAAGGCAGCCAUUUAGGUCCUCCAUUCCUUUCCUAGAGACUGAUCAGGACUCACCCUUCCGAAGAAGCCCACUGGAGAGCCUCUAUAACCUGAUGCUAGAGCCAAGAGUGGACUGUUUUCAGCAGAACAUGUUCAGCUCAAAUAUGAUCAUCAGCGACCCAGCUUCAGAUCUCGGCACUAAAGGAGCCAGCAGGGCCGGCAAGAGGCAGCUAAGCAGUGUUCAGAGCCCCUGCCCUCCCGCCCGAGGUGGGGCCUGGCACAAGUCCCUCAGCAUAAAGGACAAGAUAUCAGAGUGGGAAGGGAAAAAGGAGUUGCCCACUCCUGCCCCUGGCAGGAAAGCAGAUGGGGAAGAGAAUUACCUGACGUCAUGUGUGACGGAGAGGAGAAGCAGCGAUGGUUCGAGGACUCGGGUCGCAGAGGCUCAGAACGGAACAAGGCUGGACGCAGAGAGUAGAGAGGAUGAGAGGAAUAAAGGGGUAGUGAAAGUUGGGGCACAGGAUGCAGAGCAGCGGCAAGGCCUGAGCCGGCCAGCCCGGGAGCUGGCUCCGAGCCUGGGAAGAGGCCGGGAGCCCAGGCCCGGCAGACAGCGCUUUCAGAAUGAUAGCCUCUCUGUGCUGAAGCAGGUGGAGAAACUUGAGCAGGCUCUGAAGGAUGGGUCUGCAGGGUUGGAUCCCCAGCUACCUGGCACCUGUUAUUCCCCACACUGUCUGCCGGACAAGGCCGAGGAGGGGCCCACCCUUCCUGAGAACCGUGGGGGCGGGAGUGUCUCAGAAUUCAGGGCCCACCGCUUGGACCUGGAAGGCAGGGAGCCCUUCCCCGAGGCCGCAGAGGAAAGGAAGGGCUUGUGCAGCGGGCCCUGCGACCAGAGGCUGGAGAGUGUGUACAGAGGUUCGGAGGACUCCCCCGCAAGACCCUUCGUCAGCCCCCCGCCCAAACCCCGGAGAACUUUCAAACAUGAUGGCGAAGGGGACAAGGAUGGGAACCCAGGCAUCAGCUUCCGGAAAGAUAAAAGGAACCUGCCUCCUCUGCCCUCUCUACCUCCCCCGCCCCUGCCCUCCUCUCCCCCGCCUUCCUCUGUGAACAGGAGACUGUGGAGCGGGAGACCGAAAGCCAGUGCUGACCACAGAAAGUCCUAUGAGUUUGAAGACUUACUGCAGUCUUCCUCCGAGAACAGCAGGGUGGACUGGUACGCACAGACUAAGCUGGGGCUCACACGCACUUUAUCGGAGGAGAACGUCUAUGAGGACAUUCUAGAUCCACCAAUGAAGGAAAACCCUUAUGAGGACGUUGAGUUACAUGGUCGAUGCCUCGGGAAGAAGUGUGUCUUGAACUUUCCAGGUUCUCCCACCUCUUCCAUCCCUGACACACCCACGAAGCAGUCCUUGUCCAAACCUGCUUUUUUCCGGCAAAAUUCAGAAAGGAGGAACUUCAAACUGCUGGACACUAGGAAGCUGAGUCGGGAUGGCACUGGGUCCCCUUCUAAAAUCAGCCCUCCCUCCACCCCCAGCAGCCCCGAUGACACUUUCUUUAACCUCGGAGACCCACAGAACGGCAGGAAGAAGAGAAAGAUACCCAAGCUGGUGUUGCGAAUCAAUGCCAUUUAUGAGGCCCGGAGAGGAAAGAAACGGGUGAAGAGGCUGUCCCAGUCCACGGAGAGCAACUCAGGAAAAGUGACAGAUGAGAACAGUGAGUCUGACAGUGACACCGAGGAGAAGCUGAAAGCCCACAGCCAGCGCCUGGUCAAUGUGAAGUCACGCCUGAAGCAGGCUCCACGAUACCCAUCACUGGACCGGGAGCUCAUCGAGUACCAGGAGAGGCAGCUCUUCGAGUACUUUGUGGUCGUGUCUUUGCACAAGAAGCAGGCUGGGGCUGCCUAUGUGCCCGAACUCACCCAGCAGUUCCCUCUGAAGCUGGAAAGGUCUUUCAAGUUCAUGAGAGAAGCUGAGGACCAGCUGAAGGCUAUCCCCCAAUUCUGUUUCCCUGACGCCAAGGACUGGACUCCUGUCCAGCAGUUUACCAGUGAAACAUUCUCGUUUGUCUUAACUGGAGAAGAUGGGAGCAGGAGGUUCGGUUACUGCCGAAGACUGCUGCCUGGUGGCAAAGGAAAGCGUCUCCCUGAAGUUUACUGCAUCGUGAGCCGCCUGGGAUGCUUCAGCCUCUUUUCAAAGAUCUUGGAUGAGGUGGAAAAACGACGAGGCAUCUCUCCCGCCCUGGUCCAGCCUCUCAUGAGGAGUGUCAUGGAAGCCCCUUUCCCAGCCCUGGGCAAAACCAUUGUUGUCAAGAACUUCUUGCCAGGAUCAGGAACUGAGGUGAUUGAACUGUGCCGCCCCCUGGACUCCCGGCUCGAACACGUGGACUUUGAGUCUCUCUUUUCCUGUCUCAGCGUCCGACACCUGCUCUGUGUUUUUGCCUCCCUGCUUCUGGAAAGGAGGGUCAUCUUCAUCGCAGACAAACUCAGGUACCACCCGUGGCUGCUCCUGCUAAGGUGUUUGAGCGGCGGGCGUCUCACACCGUCUGGAACCUGUAGGGUGGGGACUGCCUGGGACUGCAGAGGCAGCUCCUCUGAAGAAGGGGUGUGAGUCAGGGGGCAACUAAGGCUGGAGGUUUGUGAGGCACACCAGUUGUGUAAAGUGAGGUGAGCCCGCACUUCUGUGCACUACUUUUCUGGUACUUGGUCUGCUUUUCACUCACUCUGCUUUGUGCUGGGCACCCUUCCAUGUGCUAAGGAAAGAGGCAUGAAAGACACAGAGCUGUCCUCAGAGAGGCCUCAGUCCAAGGCGGGGAAUGGAGGAGUAAACAGACCACCCAGCAGCAUGUUGUAAAAGCUGACUAGAGGCAGAGCAUUCUGGAGACCGAGGAGGGUGUUCAUUCCCAGAGGAGGCGAGUUCCCUGUGUCUAAGAUGAAGAGCAAGUAGAAAGCACAUUCCGGGCAAAAGGAGCUGUCUGUACAAAGGCAGGGAGACGGGAGGCCAAGAGCAUCGCCUUCAGGAACUUGCAAAGCAGCUCAUUGUAGCUGAGCAGAGAGGAAAGCCCAGAGGAAGGCCAGGAACUGGCAGAGAUGGGCAAGGCCGGUUCAUGGAGGGCUGCAGGGCCAUGGUGGAAAGCAGAGACAGAGCCUAAGGCAUCCCUUCCUCUCAGUACUAACGUAAAUCACACACACAAACUCGCUGCCCAGUAGGAUACACCCACAUCCUCGUGGUCACAUUCAGUGAUUUGCAAAGCCCAGGCCACAGGUCAAAGAAGAUCCUGAAGGAGAUGCAGGUAGGAAUUUGGGUUAAUUCUGAGCUUUAAAAAAGAAAAAAAAAAAUUCCUCGCAUUUUCAUCAUUUCAAAAUACCGAAUCAGAGCCUUCCUCGCUUUGGAACUGAGGACAUAGUUGCGCAAGUGGUGGCUGCAAUUCCAGGAAGGGCUGAGAGAUGGGGCCCAGCUAGAGAUGGGCCAACUGACCAGGAGAGGCAGGGAGGCCAGCUGAGAGUCCAUCUGGAAAGAAGAAAUGCCAAAACACAAAAAUUGGAGAACUGUGGUUUGGAGAGGAAAUAUGACUCUCAACUCUAGAAAACAAAAGGGAGGAUGACGAAAAGGGAAAGAAGAAUGGAAAGGACAAAGUGUA